AUGGAAACGCCUGUGUCUUUGGUGUUUUUCAGCAGCUGCUGGGGGUUGGUGGCACUGGGCUGCAACCGUGCUCCUCCAGUGUGGCAAACCUUAGUGAAGGGCCUGUGUGAGCCCGUUGUGCUUCUCAGACGUUACUUGUGGUUGGUGCUAAAUUACGCACAGUGGAGGUUGAGAGCGCGCCUCCGUUCGGGGUCUGGGGGACCGGUGCUUUCUCUGAUUGCUUCCCUGCACUUCAGCGGGACCGAGCUGCACCUCCCGCGGCAGUUUGGAGACUGCCAAUCAUCACAAGUACGCAAAUUCUCAGCCCCGUUUCCACCGGCGCAGCUCCUCCUGCCUCCACUGCUCUGGAUUGACCCCACAGGCCAGCGUCGCUCCAGUUGUGGACACUGA
This is a messenger RNA of Knipowitschia caucasica, 390 nucleotides long. NCBI's taxonomy places the organism in Eukaryota, Metazoa, Chordata, Actinopteri, Gobiiformes, Gobiidae. The record is from the annotation of a GenBank genome assembly.